Molecule: messenger RNA, 598 nt
Organism: Astrephomene gubernaculifera
Lineage: Eukaryota; Viridiplantae; Chlorophyta; Chlorophyceae; Chlamydomonadales; Astrephomenaceae
Source: the annotation of a GenBank genome assembly
CCACUCCAGCCUAACCUGAAGGCGUCCAAAUUCACACCACGUUCAACUGUCCAGUCGAGUGCCUGCAAGCUGUCCACGAAGUACUGGAGCCCCUACAUGUGGCGGCAGGCCUCCUGAACAGGUCUCCUAAGCAGGUCUCCUCGAGACAACAAGUGCUAUUCCUCAUAGGACAAAGAUGACAAUGCCAUCAGCGCCGUACUACACAGCCCGGCGCAUGCGCAUGCUGCAACCCCAGCCUCACAUAAGAACCAACAUACACGGCGCUGCCCCAUGCCGACCCAUGGGUCAUCACCAGCGCCCAUGGCCAGUUCCAGUCAUCGCUGCGUCGGCAGCAGCGGCCUCCACCCUCGUUCUCGCCGAGCCCCCAGUCAAGGGCAGCAGCGGUAACAACGCUAACGGCCAUGCCUCUAACAGCAGCCAUCCACGCGACAAGACAGGAGCUGCUAACGGCAACGGCCGCGGUUCGCCACCACUCAACGGGAGCAGCACCAGCAACAACAGGACCAGUGCCCUCGCCUCCUCCCCUGCCGUACAAGUGCAUGUGGUAGUUCCCCGCUGUACCACCGUGCCCGGAGAAAGGCUGGUGCUGGUGGGGGAG